This is a messenger RNA of Aethina tumida (small hive beetle), 1001 nucleotides long. RefSeq names its product dysbindin protein homolog (gene Dysb). NCBI's taxonomy places the organism in Eukaryota, Metazoa, Arthropoda, Insecta, Coleoptera, Nitidulidae. Gene Ontology annotation, biological process: negative regulation of protein kinase activity. The transcript has 3 exons. Gene Ontology annotation, cellular component: cytoplasm. The record is from RefSeq and is a predicted model, not a curated record. Bases 108 to 821 code for a protein of 237 amino acids.
AAGUUACGUGACGUUUACUGAUAGUUUCCAAAACAUUGUUAUCGAAAAUGUGUUUUCAGUUUGUGUGUGCAAUGUCAUGAUAAAUCCAUCCCAAAACCCAAUACGAAAUGUUAUCUAGUUUAAGAGAAAAGCUGUUUAAUGUCAAGAAAAACGUCAACAUUUUUAACACCAACGACGAGAGGCCCCAAAAGUGCAACACAAACCUGAAUCCUAACGCAGGGGCGGAGAUAUUAUCCAAAUACCAAGACCAAUGGGCGGAAAUCCAUAAAUCCAACGAGGAGAAUGCCGAAAGUGCGGCUAAAAUGGCCGUGCAAAUUGAUGUGAUGGCCAAACGAGCAAUUAAUGACAAAUCGAAUGCUGAGUUGAUCACCUACAUUUUGAAGCAAAGCAACUUGAGAACCAACAUAUCGAAUUGUUUGGCUCAAAUUCAAACACUCUAUGACACAUGUGAAAAGGUUGAGAGAGGCUUAAUUGUGCUUGAAGAUCUGAUUGAGGAAAAAGAGUUUUGUAAGAUAAAAAAGCAGCACAGUUUCCACUUGAAGCAAUAUGAAUCAAGGCAACAAGAUGCCUUAGAAGAAUAUAAAUUAACGUUGGAGAAUGAGCACAAGAAAAAAAUUGUUGCACAUGAAGCCAACAAGAAAAAAGUUUCGGAAGAGAGGCAAAGGGUGUUUCAGGAAGCAUUCAAAACUGAUUUAGAAAUUUACAAAAAUUUGGGGACAAUUCCUAAGGUGGAAUUGCCUAAAAAACAAAGUGCCUUACUGGAAGAAAUUCAAUUAGAUUAUGAUCAAAAUGAACUGGAUCAGUUUUUCAAUGAGAAUUAACCUAAAGUGCAAUUUAUUGGAUAUUUCAGAAGAACUAUGUAUACAAUACAUUUGUUAAUGGUUUAAGGGAGAUUUGCUGUAGGAUUAAGAGAUUCAGAUUAUAUAUGUAUUUUUAUAUGGUUACUGUUAUAUUGUUAUAUUUAAUCAGUUAUUUGUAUAUAUAAAUUGUUUUUAAAUAAU